AUGAUUCAUAGUCACAUAAGGAAUGUGAAUUAUGUAUACGAUACAUUAGAUUCCAAUAUUCCAUGCAUAGAACCAUGUAUCAAUCUUAGACAAAAUGUUGCAUUGCAAACUAACAAACAAGAAGAAUCACCAAAAUAUCAGCCAAACUUACAAUUUAAAUGGAUUCAUACACCUCAUCCUAUAUAUAAAAAUAAUACUUACCAAGUUACUACACCUACUUGUCAAAAAAGUUGCCUCAAGUCAAUGGACAAUAAAUGUAUUCAAUUACCCAUUAAUAAAGUCAAUAAUCAUAAGCAUUGGAAUGUAGCUAACAUGUCACAUAUCCCACACCAGGAAAGUACAUGUUGCAAAAAGAAAUUAUGUAAAACUGGAAUAAUUUCAAAUAAACAAAAUAAAACUGAAAUUUCAAAUUUGGAAGUAAUAAAUAUUGGUACAUCCUUUUCAAACUCAGGAAUAAACUGUUGCGAAGUUUCACAAGAUUUUAAAAAGUACAACUGUAAUCUAAACGAAAAUAAAAUUACCAAUAUGGAAACACAGAAAUGUUUUAAGUUAGCAUUGGAACCUGAACAACAAGCAAUUCAAGAAGAUAUAUACAAAAUGGAUGUUGUAUGUUGGAAUGAAAAAAUUAAUAAAACAAUGAAUAAUCAGUUGUCGACGGAAAAUAAUUUUACAAUGGACACUUUUAUAGUAGAUAAGAGACUUAAAACUAGCUUGCAAAAUUUGUUAAAACGUGCAGAAGAAGAAACUUUGAUUGUCCCUCAAACAAAUUCACUGCAAACAGUUUCUGCUGCAUCCAAACUUUGGAAAUUUGUAACUCUGAAAGACCUAGAAAAUAAAAAUCUAUUAGAUUCUUCGAUAAGCGAUAACACUAAUAAUUCAAAUGAUACUAAUGCAUCAAACGAUAUAAAGAAAUUAAAUGGAAAAAAAACGUCAGGAUUGUCAAAUAUAUAUCCAAAACCAGCUCAAUUGCAAAUGCUUCAGAAGAGUUUAAAUAUUACGCAAACAGUGGGAUGUGAGAGAAAGGACAAUACGGAAAAUUUACCAUACAAAUCUCCAGCGAAGCAAACAGAACGAAAUAAUGUGAAUAUUUUACAACAAACUGCAUCUGUUACAGAAUUAGCUACAUUUAAGAAACGUUACUACGAUACGCUACUGAAUAUUCAACAAGCUAAAGUGGCAGUGGCAAAUUCCUUGGCAAUAUCAUCUGUGGAAAAUUCCACUAAAUACGAUCCGUAUUAUUCAAAUCGCUCGUAUCAUCAUCAUCAUCAGCAGCAGCAGCAGCAGCAACAGCAGCAACAGCAGCAGCAGCAGCAGCAGCAGCAGCAGCAGUUGUUGCAACAACAUGAACAAUUAACUGUAAACCCACAAUUUGCAGUGCGUACUAUGGCUCAAUCAAAAUUAUCAAACAUACAUAACACUCCGUACACCUGGGUGAGAUAUAAUGAUUGGAGACAUCCAACAAUGAGACAAUUAAGAUACCCACAACAAUCCCUGUUUCACCAUUCAAGGAACAAAGAGAAUUCUAUACUACAUUAUGUAAAAACAGUGGAUAUUCAGUGUUUCGCGCAAGAUAAAAGUAAGGAAAUGAAGCAAUGUGUACAACGUAAAAAACUAGAGGACAUAGUUGGAAAAUUGAAAGAGAUAGAAAACAUUAAUAUAAACGAUUAAA
Messenger RNA from Hylaeus anthracinus, 1669 nucleotides. RefSeq lists its product as uncharacterized. The coding region runs from base 1 to 1668 and encodes 555 amino acids. Lineage: Eukaryota; Metazoa; Arthropoda; Insecta; Hymenoptera; Colletidae. The record is from RefSeq and is a predicted model, not a curated record. The transcript has 8 exons.